GCAAGCAAACACAAUUAUUUCUCUCUCUCUCUCUCUCUAAACACUAUUUAUUAAUUUCUUCUCUCUUUGGUUCUCAAGCUUAAUUUCUCAUCUGGGUUUUUCUUUUCUUACCCAAAUCUUAUUAUACCUCCUUCUGGGGUACUUCAAUUUGGCUUUCCUUUCUCAAAUCUCAUCAAAGACUCCGACUUUUUUGGAUAUCUAAGGUGGGUUUUGUGAUUGCUGUUUGAUUUCAACAAUGGUGGAAGAGAAUAGGCAGAACGCAAGACCAGAAUCCUCUGUUGUAGUUGAAGGAAGGGAAAAUAAGCUGCCAAACUUUCUCUCGUCAGUCAGAUUGAAAUAUGUGAAAUUGGGUUACCAUUACUUGAUCUCCAAUGCUAUGUAUCUCCUGCUAUUACCACUCCUAUUGAUUUCUUCGGCUCAUCUUUCUACGUUCACUGUAGAGAAUUUUAUGCAGCUGUGGAGUCACCUGAAGUUCAAUUUUGUGUCUGCAACUCUGUGUUCUGGUCUUAUCGUUUUCUUGGCCACUCUGUACUUGACCAGCAGACCAAGAAAAGUCUACUUAGUAGAUUUCGCAUGUUACAAGCCUCCCACUGAACGCAUAUGCACAAGAGAGAUUUUCAUGGAGAGAUCAACACUUGCUGGGUCCUUCACAGAGGAGAAUUUGGCCUUCCAGAAGAAAAUUCUUGAGAGGUCUGGUUUGGGUCAAAAGACUUACUUGCCAGAAGCGGUGCUGCGGGUUCCGCCGAACCCGUGUAUGGCAGAGGCGAGAAAAGAAGCAGAGACUGUGAUGUUCAAUGCAAUUGAUGAACUCUUGUCAAAAACGGGGGUUAAGGCCAAGGAUAUUGGGAUUCUUGUUGUGAAUUGCAGUUUGUUCAAUCCGACUCCGUCUUUGUCUGCGAUGAUUGUGAAUCAUUACAAGCUUAGAGGGAACAUCUUGAGCUUUAACCUUGGUGGUAUGGGUUGCAGUGCUGGACUUAUUUCGAUUGAUCUUGCCAAACAACUCCUACAGGUGAAUCCCAACUCAUAUGCUCUAGUGGUAAGCAUGGAGAACAUAACCCUAAAUUGGUAUUUUGGGAAUGAAAGAUCUAUGCUUGUAUCAAACUGCCUCUUUAGAAUGGGUGGUGCAGCAAUCCUUCUCUCAAACAGAUCAUCUGACAGCAGGCGGUCCAAGUACCAACUCAUUCACACUGUCCGGACACACAAGGGUGCCGAUGAUAGAUGCUAUAAUUGUGUGUUCCAGCAAGAGGAUUCAAGCAAAGAAAUUGGUGUGGCUCUCUCAAAAGAUCUAAUGGCAGUAGCUGGUGAAGCACUUAAGACCAACAUCACAACACUAGGACCAUUAGUCCUUCCAAUGUCAGAGCAGCUGCUAUUCUUUGCAACUUUGGUUGCGAGAAAAGUGUUUAAGAUGAAAAUCAAACCAUACAUUCCGGAUUUCAAGCUCGCUUUCGAGCAUUUCUGCAUUCACGCAGGAGGCAGGGCAGUGUUGGAUGAGUUGGAGAAGAAUCUUGAGCUCUCAGAGUGGCAUAUGGAGCCAUCAAGAAUGACACUUAAUAGGUUUGGAAAUACUUCAAGUAGCUCAUUGUGGUAUGAAUUGGCUUAUUCUGAAGCUAAAGGGAGGAUCAGGAAGGGUGAUAGAACAUGGCAGAUUGCAUUUGGUUCAGGAUUCAAGUGUAACAGUGCAGUGUGGAAGGCUUUGAGGACAAUCAACCCUGCAAAAGAGAAGAAUCCAUGGGUUGAUGAGAUUCAUGAGUUCCCUGUUCAUGUGCCUAAAGUGGCAGCCAUUAAUGGUUCUAAUAAUGGAAGUCCCCAUUCAUUGUUUACUUGAUUUAUUUAUGUCAUUUGUUAAAAAAAAAAUGAUUGGUGUCUGUAAUCUCAUCAACCUAUGGAUUAUUAUCUAGCAGGAAGAAAACUACUAGGAAGAAUUUCACGUAAUAAAACAUUAAAUCUUUAUUUAUCAUAAU
Tripterygium wilfordii is the source of this 1961-nucleotide messenger RNA. Its product is annotated as 3-ketoacyl-CoA synthase 11-like. The transcript is spliced from 2 exons. Bases 236 to 1825 code for a protein of 529 amino acids. Gene Ontology annotation, biological process: fatty acid biosynthetic process. Gene Ontology annotation, molecular function: acyltransferase activity, transferring groups other than amino-acyl groups. Gene Ontology annotation, cellular component: membrane. NCBI's taxonomy places the organism in Eukaryota, Viridiplantae, Streptophyta, Magnoliopsida, Celastrales, Celastraceae. The record is from RefSeq and is a predicted model, not a curated record.